Cladophialophora psammophila CBS 110553 is the source of this 186-nucleotide messenger RNA. RefSeq lists its product as uncharacterized. The record is from RefSeq and is a predicted model, not a curated record. Bases 1 to 186 code for a protein of 61 amino acids. NCBI's taxonomy places the organism in Eukaryota, Fungi, Ascomycota, Eurotiomycetes, Chaetothyriales, Herpotrichiellaceae. The transcript has a single exon.
AUGCAGACCCGCACGAUUCUCGGCGUCGGCGCCAUUCUCGGCGUUGGUGCAUUGGCUGUGACCCAACUGUCCAUCCAAUCCCAGGACCGCCAGUACAAGAGAACUCUCCAGUACAUGCACGAUGGCAGGGAGAAGAUCCAGGAGCGCAUGAAUCAGAUGGCGAAUACCGUGACAGGGAAGAAGUAG